GAGCAGAUUACGUUUUUCCAGCUCCAGCAAUGGAUGUUGAGAGCGCGCGGCAGUUGGACGCGCCACUGGCGGCGGAGCCAAGCAAUGAAGCCUUCCAGGGUAACUGCAUCUCACGGUCCUUCUUGACCUGGGUGUUUCCACUGUGCCGGCGCUCGGCUGAUGUGGAGCAGCUGCAGGUUUCCGACCUCUUCGAGGUCGAAGCAGACGCCAGGCCAGAGGUUCAGGUGAAGUCCUUCCUGGAGCGGUGGAGAGCCAAGGUGGGUAGCCUGCCAGGGCGGCAGCGCCGGCGGAGUGGCUGGCUGCUCCUGCGCGUGCUGGGGGCGUUGCAUAUCCCGCGGCUGCGAUGGUACUGGAUGCUGCGGCUGAUGCAGGCGUUUCUUGACUUCAGCUUUCCCUUGUUUUUGAACCUCCUUGUGAAGUUCGUGGAGCAGGACAAUGCGCCUGUUUGGCAAGGCCUGCUUCUUAGCUUGGCGCUGUUCUCUUCCGAGAGCCUAUGUGCACUGGUGGAUGCUGCCGCGUCCGUUGGGUUGCAGGCGAUUGGGCUGCGUAUUCGAGCAUCGCUGGUGUCCGCCAUCUUCCGCAAAGUACUUCUCCUGCGGCAAGACUCCAUGCUUAGCUUCUCUACGGGCAAGCUGAACAACAUGAUAACCACAGAUGUGGACAAGGCGCGGCGCGCCCUGCGCUAUCUCCAUGUGCUCCUACUUACAGCGCCCCUGAAGAUCUUCAUCUCCCUGUGGUCUCUGCAUAGCUUGGUGGGGCCAUCGGUCUUCAUCGGCCUGAGCUGGAUGGGGGUGGUGAUCCUGCUCAACCCAGCGAUGAUGUACAUCAUGAACCGGUUGGAGGACAGGCAGCAGGCGACCACGGACGAGCGCGUCCGAAAGGUGACCGAGGUGAUUUCGUCCAUCAACGUCAUCAAGUGCUAUGGCUGGGAGGAACCGGCGACUGCCAAGGUGGAGGAGGCGCGGAGCGCCGAGCUGUUGGCCCUCUGGCGGCUCUACUGCCUCUACACAGUCUUCGAGGGGCUUUGGUCCAGCAUCGUCCCUUGCUGCACCGCCUUGAUGUUUGCAUCCUACACCUGGCUGAACCCAGAGAAGCCUCUCACUCCUGCACAAGCCUUCACCGCCAUCAGCCUCCUUAGCAUGGUCCAGGACCCGCUCUUCACGAUCCCCUGGGUGCUGAACCUCAUCAUCGAGGCCUUUGUGGCGGCCAAGCGGAUCGAAGGGCUCUUCUGGCUCACCGAGUCCCAGCUGCCCGCCAUCUCUGCCUUGGGAACCUUCCUUCCGUCUGCGCAGGAGGAACACCACCGUCGGGCUUCGAUGGCCAGCAUGGUCCCACCACUGAAGCUCGACACCGGAAGCGCCAUUCGCCUGGACCACGCAUCCUUUGCGUGGAAGGAUGAGGAAUCAGAAGAAGGUAGCCGGAACCCAGAGUCCAUGGAGCAGGGGGAGCGGCGAGGCGACUUUCAGCUCGAAGACUUGACACUGCAUGUACAGAAGGGCUCCCUUGUUGCAGUGGUCGGCCCGACGGGUUCUGGAAAGUCGUCCUUCUUGCAGGCUUUGCUGGGCGAGAUGCCAAAGAAAGAGGGGUCUGGCAAGGUCGAGGUCUCCCGGACCAAGCCCAUCGCUUUCGUGCCACAGCAGCCGUGGGUCUUCAACGCCACGAUCCGACAGAACAUCCUCUUUGGGGAGCCAUACUCAGAGAUCCACUACAAAGACUGCCUCCGAAGCUGUGACUUGGAGGAGGACCUGAAGAAUCUUCAGGCUGGCGAUCAGACCCGGGUGGGAGAGAAGGGCAUUGCCCUCAGUGGGGGCCAGAAAGCCCGCAUCUGCCUUGCACGCGCUGCAUACAGGAUGAGGGACAGCAACAUCUACCUCCUGGAUGAUCCCUACAGUGCACUGGACUCGCGCGUUGCAUGGCGAUGCCACGAGGCUCUCGUCACAGGCCUGCUGGCUCGGAAGACGCGCGUGGUGGCAAUGAACAGGCUAGAAUUCUUGAGCUCGUGCGAUCAGGUGGUGGUCAUGUCCAAUGGCCAGAUCGAGGCUGCAGGGCGCUAUCAGGAGGUGGUCCAGAGCAGCACCGUGCUCCAGGCGCUGCUCAAGUCCCAGGGCCUGGCGGAGCGCGCGCAGGCGCAGGCGGAGCUGCCGUGCUCGUCUCCGCCGACCUUCUCCCGUGCUUUGAGUGCCAGCUCGGGUGGCUCUGCUCCUGAUGGCCACCAUGAGGAGGAGGAGGAGGACGACGAGGAAGCUGAAGGUGUGGAGGAGGAGGAGAGGGCCACCGGCCAGAUCAAGAAGGAGGUCUUCGUGUACUACCUCCGGGCGAUGGGUGGCUGCUGCCGCGUGUCCUUGCUCUCUUCGUUGUACAUAGGUUCCGAGGCUGUCACGCUCUGCCUGCCCGUGUGGCUGGCGGUGUGGACGGCAGCGUCGACGGGGGCUAGCGAGGUCUCCCUGGACCUAACGAUGUACUAUCUCUCCAUCUACGUGAUCCUCAGUGUUCUGGUCAUUGUUCUGGCCACCCUCCGCGACUUGGCGGGCAACGUCUACGGCUUCAUGGCCGCCAGGCGGCUGCACCUGGCCAUGUGGACUUCGGUGCUGCGCGCGCCGAUGUCCUUCUUCCAGGACACUCCCCAGGGGCGGAUCAUCAACCGCUUCUCCAAGGACAUGUCUGAGAUUGACAAGGAUGUGGUUUGGACCGUGAUCAACACCUUCGUCCCAGUCCUCGGCGUCCUUGGCAACUUUGCCAUGGUUGGGGGUAUUGCCUACUACUCCGUGAUCGCCUUCCUGCCGGCUUUCUUCUUCUACUACAAGCUGUGGAAGUACUACAACAAGGCCGUCCUCGACGUGAAGCGCAUUUCAAAAGUCCAGGGCAGCCAUGUGUACGACCAUUUCAACAACCUCUGCCGGGAGAAUGCCAUCAGUGUGGUCAGAGCUUUUCGGCAGGCGGAGCAGCAGUGCCGAAUGAGCGACGGCUUCAUCGUGGACCAACAGCGACCCGAUUACACGCAGAUGUUCCUGUCGCAAUGGUUCUCCUUGCGGAUCGAACUGCUGGGCUCCAUCCUCACCCUGCUGGUGUCUGUGUUCAUCACGCUCGGCCGCGAGGGGCUCGUUUCGCCCAGCAAGGCGGCACUCGUCCUCAACUUCGCAGGGGAGUGCACUGGCAGCAUUGAGCAGCUCAUCGGACAAGUGGCGGAGUUCAGCAUGGCAUUCAACUGCGUGGAGCGAGUCCGCCACUAUGCGGAGGAGCUCCCCAGCGAAGCGCCUGCCGUCACGGAGCUUCGCCCUCCUCCGGGGUGGCCAAACAGGGGAGUGCUACAGGUGAAGGACCUGCAAUUGCGCUACAAGCCGCACCUUCCGCUGGUGCUGAAGGGCCUCACUUUCACUAUGAAGGAGGGCGAGCGUGUGGGCGUGGUCGGCCGGACAGGCGCCGGCAAGUCAUCCCUGCUGCUGGCCCUCCUUCGCAUCGCCGAGCCGGAGCCGGGCUCCUCCAUCGAGCUUGAUGGUCAGGACGUUCUGCAGAUGGGCCUCCAGGAUCUUCGCCGGGCCGUGGCCAUGAUUCCGCAGGAGCCAGUCCUCUUCCAGGAGACCCUGCGCUACAAUUGCGAUCCCUUCGACCAGCACAGUGCAGAGGCUAUCUGGGACGCUUUGCGCGAGGCCCAGCUGGCCUCCUGGGUGCGACGACGCGGUGGCGAGGAGGCUGACCCAGCAAGAGAAGAGGACGACGUUGACUACGAGGACAGAGGCACCAAUCCGCCGGCGUCCCAACUGCAGAAGCUGCUCUCGCUCGAAAUCAAGGAGAACGGCCAGAACCUGUCCGCCGGGCAGCGGCAGAUGGUGGCCAUUGCACGCGCCGUGCUGCGGAGCUCGAAGUUGGUGGUGCUCGACGAAGCCACGGCGGCCGUGGACGCCUCCACGGACGAAGCGCUGCAGAAAGCCAUCCGCCGGUGCUUUACUGGUGCCUCAUCCCUCACCAUUGCGCACCGUCUGCAGACCAUCAUUGACUGCGAGCGCAUCCUGGUCCUUGCUGAGGGCAAGAUUGCAGAGUUCGACUCACCAAAGGUGCUGCGGGCCGACGAACGCGGAGUCUUCCGAAGCAUGCUGGACGAAGUGGAGCACGCGUGA
This is a messenger RNA of Symbiodinium natans, 4115 nucleotides long. NCBI's taxonomy places the organism in Eukaryota, Dinophyceae, Suessiales, Symbiodiniaceae. The record is from the annotation of a GenBank genome assembly.